Alternaria atra is the source of this 864-nucleotide messenger RNA. RefSeq lists its product as uncharacterized. Lineage: Eukaryota; Fungi; Ascomycota; Dothideomycetes; Pleosporales; Pleosporaceae. The record is from RefSeq and is a predicted model, not a curated record. The transcript is spliced from 3 exons. Bases 1 to 864 code for a protein of 287 amino acids. Gene Ontology annotation, cellular component: cytoplasm.
AUGGCCACUCCCAAGUUCACUCUCUACACGGACUCCGCUUCCCAGUGGGCUUAUGUUGCUCACCUUGCAAUUGACGAGAAAGGAUACGAGCGUUCCGAAUACGAAUCCAAACAGGUUGGGCUCCUUGAUGGCGAGAACUUCUCUCCUGCAUACGUCAAGAUAAAUCCCAAUGGCACUAUUCCAUCACUAACCUCGGCUUCUCUCGCUAAACCCCUCAUCGAAAGCGCGGACAUCGUGAAAUACGUAGACGCUAGUCGAUCCAACGGCGCCUCCUUAUUCCCGACAGACCCCCAGCAGCUGGCCAAGAUCAACAAACUUAUUUCGCACGUUCAUCAGGACAAACUUUCCACGAACCUUGUCCUCCUACAAGCUCGUGACUGGCAAGAAUUAGAAGCGAACAAAGCAGGCGGGAUAAAAACUUUCCUUGGCAACCGACAGCAGAGACUGGUCAAGUAUGGUCCCCUAAACCCAGACGUGCCAUUAUAUGCCACGCGCAUGCCUACGAACGGAUACCUCAAUGAUCUCUACACCGCUUCCAACGUCGGGCCUGAACACGAAGAGUUUUUCGCAGGUACAGAGCAAGGGUACAAAGAUUACGCUGCAGGGCUCAGAGAACUUGAUUCCAUGCUGGUACUGCCCUUCGCAGCUGGUGACAAAGUCACGGCUGCGGAUUUACACAUCGCGCCGUGGCUGGCUCAUGCGAUGUGGGCUGCUGGUGGGGAAGAAAUUGGCGACUUUGAGCCUCUCAGGGCCCGUAUCGAGAAAUCUGUCCCUGGUUUCGAAUUUGGCGAGAAGACAAAGAGGUGGUGGGCUAACAUUUCGGCGAGGCAGAGUUUCAAGAAGAAUUACCCCAAGUUGCAUUAA